Ipomoea triloba (trilobed morning glory) is the source of this 1520-nucleotide messenger RNA. RefSeq names its product phosphatidylinositol/phosphatidylcholine transfer protein SFH6-like. The coding region runs from base 507 to 1520 and encodes 337 amino acids. The record is from RefSeq and is a predicted model, not a curated record. The transcript is spliced from 9 exons. NCBI's taxonomy places the organism in Eukaryota, Viridiplantae, Streptophyta, Magnoliopsida, Solanales, Convolvulaceae.
UUUUUAUGGGCGAUAAAGAAAAUGCUAACUUCUAUGUUCAGUUGAGUUAUCAUGAUUUAUUUUUUUUAGAUAUUUUGUUAAAUUGAGGCGUGCUAAAUGCUCUGUUAAAUCGAGACGUGUGAAAUUUUGGAGUUGGAGAUUUAAAAAGAAAGAUUAGAUGCUAAAGCAUAAUUACACGACCAAAACGGGCAUCUGGCACCGACUAGAACCGAAGGAUGAUAUUCCCGCCAAAAGGAAAAAGAAAGCAUACGCGCGAGUUGGCACGUGCCAAUCAUGUAAAAGUGGGCCCACCCACCGGCCCAUCCAACAGCUUUUGCUUGAAUUAGGAAACAAUAACGUAACUGCCACACGAAAACUCAUCCUCCUCUCACCACCGCUUCCGUCUUCAUCGCGACUAAUACUCCCAUCGUCAUGAACACACUCACGGAGUGAAGUGUUUUUUUUCGAAGCGUUUAGAGAUCGGCGACGCUGCGGCCGCGGCGGCGAAUCGGAUCUUUCGACUCAGAAUGGCAAUGCCUGAUGCGCUCGAUCGAUUUGCGGUUCCUUGCCUUGAAGGAUCACAUGGCAGUGAUGGAAGAAAUGAAAAGGAAUCAGAGUUUGAGAUCUCAGACGAGGAAAGGAAGAAUAGAAUUGGGAUGUUGAAGAUGAAGGCCUAUAAAAUGAGGAAUUCGUUUAAGAAUAAAAGCAGGUCAAGAAGUGAUUUUGGAACUUCUGUUUUCUUGGAGGAUGGUCAGGACACCCAAGUUGUGGAGGCUGUGAAUGCUUUCCGAGAAGUUCUGACCAUGGAGGGUUUGCUUCCUGCAAGGCACAAUGAUCAUCAUGAACUGUUGAGGUUUUUGAAAGCCAGAAAGUUUGACAUUGGGAAGGCAAAACAUAUGUGGCAGAACAUGCUUCAAUGGAGGAGAGAUUUUGGGGCUGAUACUAUUAUGGAGGAUUUUGUCUUCACAGAAAGAAAUGAAGUGCUGCAAUUCUAUCCCCAAGGUUAUCAUGGUGUAGAUAAGGUGGGGAGACCAAUUUACAUUGAAAGAAUAGGAAAAAUCAAUCUGGACAAGCUUUUGGAAGUGACUACCCUGGACCGGUACAUAAGAUACCAUGUCCAGGAGUUUGAGAAGUCUCUCAGUAUUAGGUUUCAUGCCUGCUCAAAAGCUGCAAAAAGACAUAUAGAUACAAGCCUUACAAUUUUAGAUGUUGAAGGAGUGGCACUGACGAACUUAACCAAAACUGUGCGAGAAGUUGUUAUGCAAUUACAGAAGAUUGAUAAUGAUUUCUAUCCAGAAACACUUGGCCAAAUGUUCAUCGUGAAUGCUGGUCCUGGAUUCAGGCUCCUCUGGAAUGUACUCAAGCCUUUUCUCGACCCUGAUACUACUUCCAAGAUUCAUGUUCUUGGUAACUGUUACCAACGCAAACUACUUGAAGUUGUUGAUGAAAGGGAGUUGCCGGGUUUUUUAGGCGGUAGCUGUACUUGUACUGAACANUUUUUUUUUUUUUUUUGGUACUGUGGAAGUGAAUUUUUUUGUUGA